Molecule: messenger RNA, 2562 nt
Organism: Mesorhabditis belari
Lineage: Eukaryota; Metazoa; Nematoda; Chromadorea; Rhabditida; Rhabditidae
Source: the annotation of a GenBank genome assembly
AUGGCUCUCGAGACGUAUGGAGUGAUUAAUGAUCACUGCUUUUAUGCAUCCGAUGACGCGGCUAUUCUUUUCGCGAGUGAAUGUCUCGAUGAGGCGCUGAAACCGUACCACAGCAUUCUGACGGUGAAAUUCGAGCUGUUACCGGCGCGAGCUCGUCAAUUGUUGCAAUCGCUUCGACCCGACGAUGCGCCCGAUGUGCAAAUAGUCAUUCAACCGUGCAUGGCCUCGGCGGCUCGCUUCACUCUCGGUGACGCGCUGGACAAUGUGAAGAGAGGAGGCGAUGAUCGACCAUUGCGACAAUUUCUCGAAUUGCUCACUUCACAAGGAGGCAUUAAUAACGGCAAGUACACCUUUUUCGGCAAUGGAAAAGCUUUCGCCAAUAAAGAGGGUGAAAGAAGAUCAAUUCCAGGGACAGGACAUGAACGGAGAGACGGCAUUACAAAGGGUCAACGCUUCAUCGAGGGCGAGGAAAGGUGCGGUCUCGUUGCCGCUCUUGUGCUUGAUGCAAAAGUCGGCACAUUCUACCAGAGCAAAUGCGUGAUUGACACAGUGAUGGAGAUCAACGAAUGGAUGAAGCCACAAGAUGUUUUUUGGGAUCGAAAUGCGUUGAAGAGAACAAACGAGUAUUUACAGGGUGUCCGCGUUCGAAUCGAUCACCAAGGAAUGGACCGGGGAACGUUCAAAUGCUCGGGAUUGGCUUUAACGGAUGAAACGAUAUUCAUCGAUGCUGAGAACUACAUUGAGAAAACGGCGACAACGAUGGCUGCGUCGUGGAAAGAAAGAGGGAAACCGCUCAGAUACCCAAAAUGGCCUCUUGUCAUCCAAACGCUUCCACAACAUUUGAAGGGUCAAGCGCAGAAUGUGAUGCAUGCAAUGGAGCAUCUGAUCAUCUGUGAGAAUCAACGUGUCCCCAAGCACAAGGCACUUGCUUUACCGGAGAAAGCCACGAAGCCGGAUUUGCGUUUCCGGGAUAUUGACAAACACUUGAAUGCGCUCGAUUUAGCUGCCGAUCCGAAGAGGAUUUUGCAGAGUUUCGGUUUAAAACUGAAUCCCAAACCGAUCGAGGUGAUCGCUUUUCGGCGAAAACCUCCCACAGUGCUCUAUCAACGACAAAAUGCGAUUGUUGACGAGAAAAAGGCUUCGUGGAUGUCAAAGAGAAAUCGUUACGCGAUCGCUUCCCGAAUCGGUUUUGUUUCGAUUUGUUGGUGUCCGGAGAGGGAAAUGCAGAAAGGAAUCACGAAAGAGAUGGCAAAAGAGCUCACACAGAAGCUGACGCAAGAAGCACCAUUGAAAGGAAUCAUUUUUGAUAAGAUCGAACUCAGCUCCGAUCCGGUCAAUCUGCGAAAUGUUUUCGGGAAAUCCGACCAGCCCGGUGAUGCCAUUUUUCAUAGGGCAAAACAGUGGCAAGAUCGCGCGAACACAGUAAAAACUGGAGAAAAGAUGGAGCGACGCUUGGCAAUGAUCAUUUACAUUGACAGCAACGAGGUGGACUCGCAUCGGACGCUGAAAUUGGCGGAAACACGUUUUCAAGUGAUCACACAACACAUCAACACAAGGACGAUCAAAACCGCGACGAGUUCCACAAUCGAGAACCUCUUGGCAAAGCUGAACAUGAAGACGGGAGGGUUGAAUCACCACGUGAAUCCACAGAUUGCCGCAAAGCUUCUCUGGGAGGCUCGGACAUUGAUUAUUGGUAUGGAUGUAGCACAUCCAACUGGUGGAAUCACCGUACAAGACAGAGCACUCGGCAACUUCAAUAGAGAACCGUCUGUUGUUGGGUUCUCAGCCAAUUGCACGGCGAAUCGUGAGGCGUUUAUCGGCGAUUUUUGCUUUCAUGUGCCAAAACGGGAAAAGAUCGAUGACCUGAUUCUAAACGAGCGUUUGAAAUGGAUUCUUACAAUGUGGCAAGCGAAAAGGAGCGAACAAUUGCCGGAAACGAUUUUUAUUUUACGAGAUGGUGUCAGCGAUGGACAAUAUGAUAUGGUGGUUCGUGAUGAAGUCGGAGCUCUGCGAGAGGCAUGUGAUGAGUAUCUUCACGGGUAUAACCCGAAAUUCGUCGUUAUCAUAUGCACGAAACGGCAUAAUAAGAGAUUCGCCAAAAUCGAGAAAUCGGCUCAGAAUUGGGCAAUCAGCAAUCCGGACGCGUUAACAGUUGUCGAUCGGAAUGUCGUGCGAACGGAUUUGACCGAGAUUUUCAUACAAAGCCACCAUCCACCACUGGGAACAGCGAAACCGACCGAGUACGAGGUUUUGUUAUCGGAUUUGUCACCGAAAGAGUUCACGCAGAAUGUUAUCCAAGAUUUCAUUCUUGCACUCUGUUUUGGACAUCAAAUAAGCGGCCGAUCGAUCUCGAUCCCAGAACCCGUUUUCCAGGCGGAUGAAUGGGCGAAACGGGGAGCCGAUUUGUGGAAAGCGUAUCAAAACCAUCCUUUCCCUAUUCCCUACAAGCAGUCAGCCGAUCCAGCCAAAGCAAAUGAAAAAUACAAAGAAAUCGACUGGAGUGUGAUGACGACGAGGCUCUCGUAUUUGGGAAAAGAAUUGGAUGGGCUGAGAGUGAAUGCA